Molecule: messenger RNA, 636 nt
Organism: Postia placenta MAD-698-R-SB12
Lineage: Eukaryota; Fungi; Basidiomycota; Agaricomycetes; Polyporales; Adustoporiaceae
Exons: 3
Coding region: 47-442 (131 amino acids)
Biological process (GO): regulation of mitotic cell cycle
Cellular component (GO): cyclin-dependent protein kinase holoenzyme complex; SCF ubiquitin ligase complex
Molecular function (GO): cyclin-dependent protein serine/threonine kinase activator activity; histone binding; ubiquitin binding
Source: RefSeq, a predicted model, not a curated record
GGAUCAUCGUCUACACCGUCGUUUUCAGGGCUGUAUACGCAACGCCAUGGCCAGUAAAGAAGCCCAGACGCAAGCUCAGGCGCAGGCAGCUGCAGCGGAGGCCGCAAGGAAGUUGGAGGAAUACAUAGAGAAGAUCCACUACUCUGAUCGAUACUCAGACGACGAGUACGAAUAUCGUCAUGUCAUUUUGCCGAAGCCGCUCUUCAAGAUGAUCCCGAAGCAGCUCUUCAAUUCGGACAAGAGCGGCACGCUGCGGCUACUGAGCGAGCAGGAGUGGCGCGGGAUUGGGAUUACGCAGAGCUUGGGCUGGGAGCAUUAUGAGGUCCACGCACCCGAGCCACACGUUCUUCUGUUCCGUCGGCGUAGAGACUUCGUCCCUCCGCCACAGCAACCGCAGAUGCUGAAUAAUAAGAUGGGGUUGAAGAUGGCCAGAAAGAAGUAACGGUCUCAUUUUACUCGAUUGGAUCUCGGAAUUGUUCGUCGUCUUGUCACUCCGCCAACUUUGAAUUUCCUUAUUUCCCGUCGUCACCUCAGUGGAUUAAUAAUCACCCUUGCUCUCUUCAUGUAACCCUAGUGUUCCAGCCUGUCGUGCCUCGUGUUGUUUCUGUAGUGCUAUGCAUCAGCUCGUCGUCCCGA